Somion occarium is the source of this 2145-nucleotide messenger RNA. Lineage: Eukaryota; Fungi; Basidiomycota; Agaricomycetes; Polyporales; Cerrenaceae. The record is from the annotation of a GenBank genome assembly.
GAACUCUACCUCUUCCUUCUCCCACAUCCUCUCCACCCUCCAUCGUCGUCUCCCUCGUCGUCCACCCCCUUCCACACGAGGUUGGCGAGUCACUUGCCCAUCCACCUCCACGAUGACCUCUCGAUUACUCUCCCGGACCAUUCAACGUCCCAUCGCAUCAUCCUCGCGAGCCCGUCUCCCCUCCCCAUGCCCAUCUUCCCGCACCCCCGUACCGCGACAACUCUUCCAAUCCCGUUUCAACUCGUCUUAUGUCUCAUCAUCGACUGCUACCGGAACCUCUACCUCCGGCGCAUCCUCUGAUCCAACAUCAUCUUCUUCCCUCAAUGAAAUCAAUGCAUCCACCCCGGAUAGCGCUCCUGUACACAAGAAGAUUCCCAAGGCUUUGGCUGCUUUCUCGAUGGCGAACAAGGUUUGUAUGGUAACGGGUGGUGCUCGUGGACUUGGAUACGAGUUUUGCAAGGCAUUCGUCGAUAGUGGAUGCACGGAUUUGGCUAUUCUCGAUCUCAAGGAAGAUGAGGCUCAAGCAGCAGCGGAGGAGCUCGUAAAAUCAGUAUGCGUUGACAGUGAUUUUGAACCAAGCGACUAUCGCGUAAUGGGCAUCGGAUGCGACGUAUCAUCCGAGUUGAGUGUCCACCUGGCGUACAGACGAGUCAUGGAUAACUACGGCCGAAUCGACUCUGUCGUCGCUUCCGCUGGUAUCGUCGAAAACUACUCUGCCUUCGAUUACCCGUUCGACCGGAUAAAGCGUCUGUAUGAUAUCAACGUUCAUGGCGCGUUCUUCACUGCGCGUGAAGCUGCGAGACAUAUGAUCCCGCAGGGCGGAGGAAGUGUCGUGUUGGUUUCUAGCAUGUCUGCCAACAUCGUGAACAUCCCUCAACCCCAGACGCCUUACAAUGCCGCCAAAGCUGCCAUCCAUCGUAUUUGUGUUCUGCUUCCUGGCGACGUGUGGGGUCCGGUGGGGUUUGUGAUGUUAUCUUUCUCCGUUCCGUCUGGAACAGUUUCAUCUCGCUAUCUUACUGGAGCGUGAUGUGUUGGAUCCCCGUUUGCGGCUCCACUAGCAGAUGCCGACGCUUCCCUUGUCCAGAUGUGACGCGUCGCAUUAGGUGGAUAUGGUCCGUUCGAUCAGCGUUUGCUGUGUUGCUUCUUCCGCGAUGGAUGGCAACAGGAACACGGGAUCAGCUUGUUCGUCUAAAAGGUUAAACGCUUGAUAGCCCAUAAAGUUACUGUGAGGGUGUAGCGGGUUUCAUGUUACACGUCCGACCGGGCGUUGACAUGGCGUAUUUGCAUUUUCACGUCUACCCCGCGAUCUUACCCCGCAUCUUUGAUGUGCUCUAUUUCAUAUACGCAGUGUCAGUCAUUAUCGGGCCUGGGUGGUCUGCGACCGAUGUCGCAUGUGGUUGCCGUUCUUCAAUAGGCAUCCUAUGUUUCAAUCAUCUUCCUGCAAUCUAUCUGUCAUCCUGAAGUCCAAACACUAACCUUACUUCUCUGCGCAGCCGUCAAGCACAUGGCUGCAUCGCUUGCUGUUGAAUGGGCUAAGAAGGGUGUACGGGUGAACUGCCUGAGUCCGGGGUACAUGUUGACCAAAUUGACGAAGACGAUCUUGGCGCAUGACCCGGAGCUGAAGCGCACUUGGGAGAGUUUGACUCCGAUGGGACGAAUGGGUGACCCUGAGGACCUCGCUGGUGCUGUCGUCUUCCUUGCGAGCGACGCGUCGAGGUUCAUGACAGGGUCGGAGAUCCGAGUUGAUGGUGGAUACUGCAUCAUCUAAAUGAUGGUGCUGGCUGCAUGACACACGGACAUGGCCUUUUCAUACUCAGUCUCCUGGUAUCGGUUUCUUUCAUAGGGUUUUGAAGGGCAAAUGAAUGUUCAAUUUCUCUUUUCCCGUCUCUUGCUGUCAUUUCCUCCAUCUUCCAUCUUCCAUCUCACUUCAUCUAAUUCCUAAUCCAAUGCAAACAAAAGUUACAUAUCGAAUACUCACGUGGACGUUGAUAGACUGACUGACUCAUUAGCCGUAUCCUGUUUUGUCGUUGUGUGUACAUAAACGUAGAUUGUUCUUCUCGGUUUCUUUGCUUUUCUAUAGACUGUAGCGUACUUGAAUAGGAUUUAGUCGAUCUGCUUUCCAUCCCAAGUUUGUGUGCCCUUGUC